AUGAUACGAUUGGCUGCUGGAGCAACUGCAAUUGCUGGAUGCUCAUUUGCCCUAGGAAGAUUUUCGAAGGAUGAAAAUUUGGAGGUUUUUCGAAAUGCACAAUCGGCCACUGCUGUUAGCCCGGUAUUUUUAUUAUUUCAUAAGUUUUUUUCAAAAGCCUUAUAUUUUUAUUCUAGCCUACACUUCCAAUGACAACUUCAUAUGAUGGAUCAUCAGUUGGACCAUCAAGAGCAUCACAAAUUAUGACACAUGGCUUCCCCGGUUUUGAUAAUUUGAGAACGUUUGAGGAUUUUGUGCUGAGUUAUGAUAGGAAAACCAAAACUGCACAUUGGGUAAGAAUUUCUAUUUUUCUUAUCAAAAAAGACAUUAAAAUAUCCACAUCAAGGAGAAAGAGAGGUUGGAAAAUAUGCUAAACCGGAAAAAUUUGAAGAAAAGAUUUUGAGGGUUUUUUUUUUGACAAAAAUAGCAUCAAAUCUUUUUUUCUACUCUCAUAAAACUUGAAUAAAAUGAACUUUGAGCUGAAAAUUGAUAUCUACAGGUUUGUGAGCAUCUUACUCCUGAACGCUUAGUUCAUGACAAGUCAGUUGAUCGUGCAAAAUGUGCUUUCCAAGAAGACAAAUCAUUACAUCAAUAUUUCCGCUCAACAAAUCAAGAUUACAAAGGAUCUGGUUUUGAUCGCGGACAUUUAGCAGCAGCUGGAAACCAUCGCAAAACUCAAAACGCGGUAGAUCAAACUUUCAUGUUAACAAACAUGUCUCCACAAGUUGGAAAAGGUUUCAAUCGAGACAAAUGGAAUGAUUUGGAAAGAUAUUGUCGAAAACAAGCGAAAAAGGCGAUCAAUACUUAUAUUGUGACAGGACCAUUAUAUUUGCCGAAAACUUUUGAGGAUGGCAAAAAUUAUGUGAAAUAUCAAGUGAUUGGUCCGAACAAUGUGGCAGUGCCAACCCAUUUUUUCAAAAUUUUGUUGACUGAAACAAAACCGGGUAACUUUGAAUUGGAGAGUUUUGUUCUUCCAAAUCAGGUUGGUUUUUUCUAUUUCAAAGUGUUUUGUCAAGGAAAUACACAAUUACUUUAAGGUGAUUCCGGACACUGCUGAACUAACAAGCUUCUAUCUAAAACUUGAAGACAUUGAAAAAAUGGCUGGAUUAUUGAUUUUUGAUAAACUUCCAAAGGGUUCAAUCAAGAAAGUCAAUGGAAAAAGUGCUGGCGGUUUUUGGUAG
This is a messenger RNA of Caenorhabditis angaria, 1220 nucleotides long. The record is from the annotation of a GenBank genome assembly. Lineage: Eukaryota; Metazoa; Nematoda; Chromadorea; Rhabditida; Rhabditidae.